AUGGCGAGCUCAUCCCAACUAUCCCCUGAUCCGCCUUCCUCCGCUUCGGUCGAGCCUGUGGACAAGAGAUUACUCCUUGCUAUGGGACCUUGUGGACGCUUCCCGACGUGGACUGCUCAGCGACCUCGCGUUGUCAAUGAACUGAUCGCUCGCCUGGACCGCUACUGCCUGAUUCGAGUGAACGGGACCCCAGCCUCCGGGAAGACCACGAUGAUGAAUCUUGUCGCCAACGAGUUGCUCGUGCGUCACCCGACCACGCCGAUCUAUAUCCUCGACGGCUGGGAAGAGGCCCGGGUGGAGAAAGCCGGCGGCUGGACCCUUUAUCUGAAAGCACUGCUAUGGAGUGCUCUCUUCAUAUCCUGCGGGCCCGGCGACGCGGCGAAGAUCGUCCUGUUCACCUGCUACGGCACGGCCGAAGACGACGGCCAUCGGCCGGAGAAGUAUUUCAAGACCCCGAUGGCCUCCUUCCUUCCGCACCAGCAGAUAUCACUUCGGUCGGAAGCGAGAGACCCAGAGUGGAAGCCCAUUGGCUUGCUGCUCGAGGAAAGCGAAGCCAACGAUAUCCUUCCGCAGUUUCUGCCCACCGUGCUCCCCAAUGGUGAGAAGCUUUUGACGGAGGAAUUGGGACACGGACUGUUCCUGGCCAGUGGCGGGCAUGCUGGGUCAUUCACAUCCCUUAUACAUAAGCUCCAAAAGCCAAUCCAGAGCCGUCGCCCCCUCGACUGGAAAACCGCAUGCGACGGGCUUUUCAGUGAUGGUCAGCUGUUCUUCGAGCAUAUCCGGACCACCAUCUUCUCUCGAGGCUUACCGAAACAGAAGGUGAUGCAGAACCCCGCUUAUGCGACGGUUUUCAAGCAUGCGAUUGCGUGCAACGGAACUAGCCGUUCGAGCUUUCCCAGCGACUCGGAUGACGAGACGGCGCUCGAAGAUAUCUGGAGAAACGGAUGGCUCCAUGCCGAGCAUCCGGAGGGAGGAGAUACAUACUACAUGUUUCCCACCCAAGUGCAUCGUUGGUACUGCCAGUUCCUCUUCAAGCCUAGCAAUCCCCGAAAAGAACUAGUCUAUCAGUCCCCCCUCGAGAUGGCGGUCGACGCAAUACGCAGAGUCCAUCCCGACCAGCUCUCGAACCCCCCUGCGAUGCCGAUUGAAGACCUGUGUCAGAAGGAGUUCUACCGCUGCCUCUUUCCCCUGCUGAUCGAAAGCCAAAUCACCGUUUCCCCGGAGUAUCUGAUCAAGACGGGGCUCCGGAGCGGGCGGAUUGAUUUUCUGGUGCCCCAGAAGCAGUGA
Aspergillus japonicus CBS 114.51 is the source of this 1287-nucleotide messenger RNA. RefSeq lists its product as uncharacterized. The record is from RefSeq and is a predicted model, not a curated record. The coding region runs from base 1 to 1287 and encodes 428 amino acids. Lineage: Eukaryota; Fungi; Ascomycota; Eurotiomycetes; Eurotiales; Aspergillaceae. The transcript has 5 exons.